CGGUUUUCCUUUUCCCUUCCCUUUGCCUUCUUUGACCUUUGUUUUCAUUCCUUCCUUUUUCUGGUGUUUUUUCUGUUACUUCUUUCUUCUUGUUUCUGUUAUCUCGGACUACAAAAAUAUCUUCAGCACAAACGAUUUAAUGGCAACGAUCUCUUACACAUCGCUGAGCACUUUCAACACAGGCAACCCUAACAAUAGCAACAGCACAAGCAACCAGAUCCUAAACAGCGACAUUCUUGUCGGCAACACCGAUGAGAUAGCAGUACUAGCAAAGCUCUUUCCCUUCUCGCCUGAGAUCACUGAGAAGAUCAUCGGCUACGCAUACUACCUCGAUUCGCCGCAUGUAACUACUGAUAAUUAUGUGGCUCAUGGUAUUACAUACGAAGAUUACGAAAAUAGCGCCAGCAGCAGGAAAAUGCUCAAGACAGCGGUUUCCAGCAGCGCCUCAAAUGUCACUAGAGGGAGGUACUCCAACUUGAGCAACUUGAUGCUAGUUAAUAGUGGGUUUUACUUUUUUUGCCUGCAGUACCAGUACAAAUACUGUAGCUUCAUCAGAUCCUUUAGCUUCCACAAGUUUUUGCUCAACUUGCUCAAAUCAAACGAACUUGGUUAUUAUGUUGAGUACCUGGAUUUCCAAGAAUUCACAGCAGUUGGUUUAGGUAAAUCCGUCGAAUCCAUCUUCAAGAUUCCGAACUUGACAAGCGUGACCCUUUUGAAGUGCUUGCAACUCUGCUCCAUGAACUUGAAGACUUUACUUCUCAACGAAAGUAUUGACAGCGACAUCAGUUUUGAAGUUUUGGACUUUAUUUUCAACGAUCUGAAGAAUUUGAAAUCGUUAGAUUUCUGUGGUUGUUCCAAUGAAAACCUUAUCUCGUAUUUCGACAAACUUACGAUCAACAACGAAAAUUUGAAACUAGAAAAAUUAUCAUUCCAUGAAUGCUUGCAUCUACCAACCACAACAUAUAGCAAAAUUCUCCCAUUCAUUCCAAAUUUGAAAAGACUCGAUUUAUCCCACACCCAGGUUACCUUGAAGACCUUGAACCAGUUUUUGAACAAAAAAAUUAGGUUGACACAUCUUUCGCUACGCAAAUGCUCCCACCUCGGUACUUUCACGGAGUUCAUGAGAUUUUUGAAGCAUCCUGCGAUUUGUGGAAGCAAUGAGGACGACUUCGAAUAUGAAAGAGAUGACAAGGACAACGACGAUUACAGUGAAAAGUUCCAGCUACGUUGGCUCAAUAUUCAACAAUGUUUUUCCAGUGACGUUCUAACAAAUGAAAAACUCAACAGCAUUCUAGACAUUAUAGCAGCUGGUGCACCUGCUUUGAGGUACUUGAAUUUGAACGGUUUUGCAAAUUUGAACGGUGAGCACGUCAGAAAAAUUACUGAAAGCUUCAAAGAGUUAGAAAGCUUGAAUAUUUCGGACGUUAAUCUGAAUUUUUCAGAUGCGCAUGAUUUGGAAAUCAUCAAGGAGUUGAAUUCGUUAAAAAAUUUGAAAUUUUUAGACGUUUCUUCAAGUGUUUGGAGUUUCGAGAAAUUAAAGAAUCUUAUCACGGAACUUGAUUUUGUACAAGCGAUUGAAAUCAAACCAGUGUUGAGUGACAAACUAUCGCACCUCCUUACUUUCAGCAGGAUCGAUGAAUCCGGCGAUUACAGCGAAGAAUACUGGAGAGCUUAUAACAAUAAAGGCACAUCAAGAAGAUGUUGGAUUCACAAGGUUAAGUCAGUAGAAGAGAGCAUCCUAAUCGAUAAUUAUGAGACUGAGCAGGCUGGAGGCAGAUUGGUGGAGUGGGAUAUCAACAGCGGUGACUUGCUGUUAAACAAAGUUAAAAAAGUUGACUGGCUCGGUUUAGCCAGUGUUAAAAUAAACUGUUGUGAGGACAUAGAUUAUCCGUUACAAGAUGAGGAUUUUGGCAACGAUUUAUCUGUCCGUGGGUUAUACAAGUAUUAUUCAUUAAAGGUUUGAGCCUCUGCUUUUGUUGAAUAGUUUCGCAUACUACGUAUAAGUAUUUAUAAAGCCUUUUUCGGCCGUUUAAUAGUAAAAGCAUUUAAAAAUUAGAAACGGGAC
Messenger RNA from Pichia membranifaciens NRRL Y-2026, 2065 nucleotides. RefSeq lists its product as hypothetical. Gene Ontology annotation, biological process: SCF-dependent proteasomal ubiquitin-dependent protein catabolic process. The transcript has a single exon. The coding region runs from base 140 to 1963 and encodes 607 amino acids. Gene Ontology annotation, cellular component: SCF ubiquitin ligase complex. The record is from RefSeq and is a predicted model, not a curated record. Lineage: Eukaryota; Fungi; Ascomycota; Pichiomycetes; Pichiales; Pichiaceae.